CAAGAYGUGAUGUUAACCUAAGUAAGUCGACCUUACUACCUUCGUCGUUCAUUUGAUAGAAAUGUUAAGCCAGUUUGGGCAAAAGAAGAAGAAAGAAGCUCUUCGACGUCUAUCCCAAAAUGCAGCACACAGACAAUCAUUAGAAGGCAAAACCAGCAAAAGGACAGCAACAUUUCGUCAAAAGCUAUCUCCAGAAUCUUUGAGUGCUGCAAAGGGACCUAGUGGUUUAAUARUGAAAAGUGUUGAGCAUGGUGAAGUUGACUCAAAAACACAAGCAUUUGAAAUGGCUAAUGCAAUGCCAUCUGUCUUUGGUAAUGUGUCUACAUCUUCUUUUGACUCAUCAGGCUCUUAUACCAUAAAUCAAACAUUUUCAUCUGUUCCUCCCAAUACUCAAGCAAUAUCUGGAUUUCCAGUUGUGACAAGCACUGUUGUGCCUACUUUUCCAAGUACUAGCCAUACAGGUUUUGGUUUCCCAGUGUCUUCCACAUUUACAACAUUAUCUGCAAUGACAACUGAUUCAUCUGUUGGGUUCCCUGUGUCAACAGCAAAGUUUGUAGGGUUUUCAUCAUUUAGGAGUAAUGAUAACAGUUCAAAACCUAAAGACUUUGAAGAAAACAAGACUAAGACAUCUACUGGUUUCCCAGYUAAACCUGUUGAUACUUUUCCAGUCAAGUCAGAUGAUAACACAUUUGUAUCAGGCAGUGAACAGAGAAGAGAUCCUCUUCAUCAAACACAACCAUUCACUUCUUUGUCCAAUGUGAAAUCAUUUGGCACAAAACAAACAGUACAGGAAGAAAAGAUUACUUUACCUGACAUAUCAAAACUUAAGUCACUAGUUAUCAGGGAAAUACCUCCUGGUUGUAACAAAAAUACCUGGUUACGUAGAUUUUACUCUAGGUUUGGUGAAAUCGUUAAAGUAUUGUGCAAUUCUGCAAAGAAUAGUGCAACAGUCACUUUUAGAACACAUGAAGCAGCGAAGUUARCCAAAGUGAAAGGAAGGAUCUUGCAAAAAGGUUGUCAACCUGUCAGUAUUUUUUGGAAACAGGAGAAAAAGAGAAGUGUCUCUAAAGAUAAACAAGAAUUAUCUGAAAAGGCAGAGUCAGUCAAACAGAAUAUCGGAGAGAAACCAGUAUUAAAGGACGCAGUUUUAUCUUUUGAUGUCCAAUCUUUACCCGUAGCAAUAUCAUCAGGAGAUAAAUAUAAAGUCUUGGAAAUGAUUGACUUAAAAUUCAGAGAAGGGCURACUAAAGCCUCAGAUAUAACAACAGCAAAAGCUGUCAAAGGAACCUGUCCUGAUAUGUGUCCUGAAAAGGAACGUUAUAUGAGAGAAGACAGGAGAAGGCUUCACACUUUUGAAAUUGUUCCAGGCACUGGGAGUAUGGAGGAAAAUCCAUUAAUAGAACAUGCAAGGGCUGUAAAAGAAUAUGACAGAUCUGCUGCAGAUAAGGUUAUUACAUUCAAUAAUAUCAAGUACAAGUUUUAUGACCUUAGGGUGCUUUCCAUUUAG
Messenger RNA from Exaiptasia diaphana, 1507 nucleotides. RefSeq lists its product as uncharacterized. Bases 62 to 1507 code for a protein of 481 amino acids. The record is from RefSeq and is a predicted model, not a curated record. Lineage: Eukaryota; Metazoa; Cnidaria; Anthozoa; Actiniaria; Aiptasiidae. Gene Ontology annotation, molecular function: nucleic acid binding. The transcript has 9 exons.